AUGCGUUUUCUCUCUCUUUCACCACUUCUCACCUUCAUGAUGGCUCCGAUUUCCACAGAAGAGCUUUAUCAAUUUCACAAAACUCACCGUGAGGUCUUCUGUUUUCUGGUCUUCAAACUACAUCGCGACCUAGCAAAGUCCCUUCUAGUCAUGGCCUUAUGGAUUUGGCUAGAAUACAAUGGAUACCCCCAAAUCACCCAUGAAGUGAUGGACGUGCCUUACACUUUUGUCAAUGGUCUUGUUGAUGAAGCUGUCUCUUGUCUGGAAUGCUUAGAAGAAGAAAAUUUUGUCGUCCCAAAUAAUGGUGGAUUACCCUUAACAACAAGGCUAACAAAAAGUGGCAUAUCUAUGAAAAUCUUUAAGCAGAAAAGGUACACCAUAAUAGCCGGUAUCAAAAGUGUUUUGAAAAAUAUUUGUACUCGAAUUUUUUCUGAUCUUGUGCAGAUAGCUCUAAGAAUCAAUAUCAACAGAGCUGGUACAUCACAAGGUAACAUAUCACAUAUAACUAUCCCUGGUUUUCCACACCCUUUGUUUGGUACCUUUGAUAUGACACCAAUGGAUACUGUGAGCCUAGACUUGUUUGAUGAGCGAAUAUGGACAAAGGGGCCCUGUGAUGAUGUUACUCCUGAUGAUAAAUCCAUGUUUGUAACAUUUUCUAGAGGUUUUCCAGUGUCAAGAGACGAGGUGAUAAAAUUGUUUACAUAUGCAUAUGGGAAUUGUUUGGAGGACUUAUCUAUGGGAAACCCUGAUGAAAAUAAGCAGUCUUUGUUUGCAAUGGUGGUUUUGAAAACCGUGGAAACAGUCGAUCAAAUUUUGAAUGGGAAACGCGUUGCAAAGCUUCGGAUAAAUGGAAAACACAUUUGGGUUCGCAAGUAUGAGCGUCGUGACUGA
Molecule: messenger RNA, 891 nt
Organism: Glycine soja
Lineage: Eukaryota; Viridiplantae; Streptophyta; Magnoliopsida; Fabales; Fabaceae
Exons: 1
Coding region: 1-891 (296 amino acids)
Source: RefSeq, a predicted model, not a curated record